Messenger RNA from Diospyros lotus (date-plum), 459 nucleotides. RefSeq lists its product as uncharacterized. The transcript has a single exon. The record is from RefSeq and is a predicted model, not a curated record. Bases 1 to 459 code for a protein of 152 amino acids. Lineage: Eukaryota; Viridiplantae; Streptophyta; Magnoliopsida; Ericales; Ebenaceae.
AUGGAAGAUAACUACAAACCAACUGUGCAGCCACAAAGAGGGCUCAACCCAAUGAUGCACGACGUGGUUAAGAAAGAUGUGAUCAAGCUUCUUGAUGCAGGUACUCACAAGAAAUUGCAACUUCAUGAGAUGGAGGAAUGUCGUGAAGCAGCAUAUGAGAAUGCACGGAUCUAUAAGGAUAGGACCAAGAGAUGGCAUGAUAAAAGUAUUAACAAGAAAGAAUUCAAUAUUGGAGAGAAAGUUCUUCUAUACAAUUCUAGGCUUAAGCUCUUCCUGGGCAAGUUGAAAUCAAGAUGGUAUGGUCCUUUCACUGUCAAGCAGGUACAUCCUUAUGGCGUUGUGGAGAUUUUCAGGGACACUGAAGAACCUUUCAAGGUUAAUGGAUAUCGUCUAAAGCACUAUGAAGAUGGUGGAUUCGAGAAAGGUAACUCAGUCCUUCAGUUGCAUGAGCCGAACUAG